Molecule: messenger RNA, 1123 nt
Organism: Cyclopterus lumpus (lumpfish)
Lineage: Eukaryota; Metazoa; Chordata; Actinopteri; Perciformes; Cyclopteridae
Exons: 4
Coding region: 389-751 (120 amino acids)
Biological process (GO): regulation of phosphorylation
Cellular component (GO): cytoplasm
Molecular function (GO): protein serine/threonine phosphatase inhibitor activity
Source: RefSeq, a predicted model, not a curated record
GCAACAAGCAAACACACACCAUAUAAAGUGCAUGUGCACACACACAAAUGCAUGCGCAGACUCACACACACGGACAAAAGCAUAUCUCAUUACCAUCUUCCUGAUAGUGCAGCUAGUGGGUGUUGCAAGAGGAGGAGGGAAGGAGAGCAAGACAGUGAGCUUCCGAGAGGGAGAGAGAGAGGACAGGCAGAGAGCCAGAGCCAGCUUUAUAGAGAGGGAGAGCACAAACACUCAACAAGAUUGUAGGAGAUACGUGUGGGAACAGCAACACACUGGAUAGAGACAGAGCAGGGUGUGCAAAACUAACGUGUCCGAGCCUGUCGGUCUGUGUCUGUGUGUGUGUGUGAGCUCUGUGUGUUUCCACGGUUCUCCUGAGGCCGUGGCAGCCAUGGCGUCAGAGCCCAGCACCCAGUCCAGGGUGAUGUUCCAAGCAGCGGACAAAACAGAGGAGCCGCCGCACCGCAAGCUGGGCAAACUGACAGUCAAAUACAACCGCAAGGACCUGCAGAGGAGGCUGGAUAUCGAGGAGUGGAUCGACGGGCAGCUGCACCUGCUGUUUGACUGUGAGGAGGAAGAGAUUCCAGAGUUAGAGAUUGACAUAGAUGAGCUCCUGGAGUUGGCAGACGAGGGCCAGAGAACACGCCUGCAGGAGCUGUUGCAGGAAUGCGGAAAGCCAAAAGAGGAUUUUAUCAACGCGCUGCUCUACAGGAUAAAGGGUCUACGCAAAAUGUCAGGUCCCUUGAAGAAAUAAAUAUAGGUCAAAUAAAGAAAUGAGACAAUGUGGAUGGAGCCUCUUAUCUUCCCAUCUCCCAUGCGUAACAUGUGAGGGACUCUUCCUGCCCUCUGCACUCCCUCUCGGGUCAGCAUCAGUCUUAACAGGGCAGUCGGCUUUUGAAUGGAUUUUAAAAAUGUGUAUUUCACUUUAAAUGACCGACUGCUAUAACAUGUUGUCUCCCAUAGAACAUACCAUUAAUGCACACAUGUGCUAAAAGUUGUACUAUUACUAUGUACUAUGUACUUAUUUGUGUAAGACUGUACAUUUUCUGUUGCCUAUUUAUGUACAUAACUAUUUUCUUUCUGUUAACAGUGUUGUAUGUCAAAAUAAAAUGGAACAUUUUCAAGA